This is a messenger RNA of Centruroides sculpturatus (bark scorpion), 962 nucleotides long. RefSeq names its product ubiquitin-conjugating enzyme E2 N. NCBI's taxonomy places the organism in Eukaryota, Metazoa, Arthropoda, Arachnida, Scorpiones, Buthidae. Bases 78 to 533 code for a protein of 151 amino acids. The transcript is spliced from 5 exons. The record is from RefSeq and is a predicted model, not a curated record.
UUGGUCGUCGGCCAUUAACGUUGUUGAUCAGCGUUGGUCUUCUUUGUUGGCUCGGAAUUACGUCAGUUUGCAACAGAAUGACCGGAUUACCGAGGAGAAUUAUCAAAGAAACACAAAGAUUAAUGGCUGAACCAGUACCUGGUAUAAGUGCCAUUCCAGAUGAAAAUAAUGCUAGGUAUUUCCAUGUUGUUGUCACUGGACCACAAGAGUCUCCAUUUGAGGGUGGUGUUUUUAAAUUGGAAUUAUUUCUGCCAGAAGAGUAUCCGAUGUCUGCUCCUAAAGUUCGCUUUAUGACCAAAAUAUAUCAUCCUAAUAUUGAUAAACUAGGUCGAAUAUGUCUAGAUAUUUUGAAAGAUAAAUGGAGUCCCGCACUUCAAAUCCGAACAGUAUUGCUCUCUAUUCAGGCACUACUGAGUGCUCCCAAUCCAGACGAUCCAUUAGCAAACGAUGUAGCAGAACAGUGGAAAAUAAAUGAAGCCGAAGCUAUUAGAACCGCUCGAGAAUGGACACGCUUAUAUGCAAUGAAUCCUUGAAGAUUUUUAGGUUAAGAACACUCUUUGGGAGGUCAUGGGGUCAUGGUUCAUUUGCUGGCCAUAGACACUCAGGCAGCAUCAAUUAAUGAUGUAAAUUGUCCUGGUCACCUGACUGCUAGCUUUAGGUUUUGUGGACCCCUUGUUUCUGAAAUCUACUGCUUUAUUCCCACCAUGUUCUGUAAAUAAAAUGUUUGUACGGAAAAUUGUUUUCAGUAAACUUGUAAGAUUUAUUCAUCUGACCUAGGAUAAAAUUUGAUCAAAUAAAAAAAAAAAAAAAAAACAAUUUUCAUCACACACCUAAAUUAUAAUUCAUAGUUUUUCUCAAAUUAAAUUUUCUUGUAAAAAGACAAAAAAAUUUUUUACCCGGUCCCUCGAUAAGGUGUACAUUGCAAGUAACUUAACCUAUUAAACAAGCCUUUUUUUUUUGUU